Molecule: messenger RNA, 1221 nt
Organism: Hippocampus zosterae (dwarf seahorse)
Lineage: Eukaryota; Metazoa; Chordata; Actinopteri; Syngnathiformes; Syngnathidae
Product: germ cell-specific gene 1-like protein
Exons: 5
Coding region: 1-906 (301 amino acids)
Cellular component (GO): plasma membrane
Source: RefSeq, a predicted model, not a curated record
AUGAGGCUGGAGCGCGGACGGCGGGCUUCUCUGGCACUGACCCUCAACUUCGUGGCGUUCGCUUUCGCCCUGUCUGCCGUCACCACCAGCUAUUGGUGCGAGGGCACCCGGAAGGUUGCCAAGCCCUUCUGCACCGGGCCGCCCGUCAAGGUCAAGCAGUUUUUUUGUAUCCGCUUCAACAGCUCCAACAUCAACGACAGUCGCCUGGUGCAGUACAUUUUCGAGACCGGCGAGGAGAAGUUCUUGCUUAAGAAAUUCCAUACCGGAAUCUUCUUCUCCUGCGAGCAGGCUGCCGAUAUGAACGGCUUCGACUGUCGGGACUUCUCUGAGAUCGCGCCGGAACACGAACGAGGGGUGUUGUGGUUGUGCAUCGUGGCCGAAACCUUGUACCUGACGCUGCUGUUUGCGGGCGGCGCCCUGAUGACCUUGGAGCAGUGUCAUUGCUUCAGCGUCAUGAACAAACUCAAGCUGAGUGCCUUUGCCGCCAUGUGCACGGCACUGUCAGGCCUUUGUGGGAUGGUGGCCCACAUGAUGUUCACCACCAUUUUCCAACUGGCUGUGGCCAUGGGUCCGGAAGACUGGAGGCCCAAGACCUGGGACUACAGCUGGUCUUAUGCCCUAGCGUGGGGGUCGUUCGGCACUUGCAUGGGCUCGGCAGUGACGGCGCUCAACCGCUACACCAAGACCAUCAUCGAGUUCAAGUUCAAGCGGAGGAACAUCGAGAAGAGUCUACUUGUCAAACAGAAGCUGUUGGAGCUGGACCUCCCCGACCACAUGUGGUACCUGACGGCCGAUGCAGAGGCGCGGCCGGAAUUGGCGCUCAACGGUCACAAGCCACCCACGGGGUCUGCGUACGCCCUGGAAGUGGACCACAUGGUUGAGCUGCAAAAUGAAGCCUACUGCUAGAAAUAGAAAUGAGGGUACUCAGAUUGAAGUUGCCAUUUUUUUUAGGACUUGCUGGGCUAAAAUUGAUGAAAGACUCGACGUGGGCUGUGUUCAGAAUCAUUCACUCAGUUUCUAGUUGACGUGAAUCCACCAAAAAUUCAGAUGUGGUGAUUGGAGAGUGCGAAAAUGGUCAAAAUGCCGUAGGGAUUUUCUCAUUGUGGACUACCUGUAUAUAGUUCAGUCACCAGUCAAAUGAAAAAGCUUUGGAUCAACGUCUGCUGGUUGACCUUCCAUCAUAAAUAUUGAACAAAUAAAUCAAUUUUAAUGACAUGAUAU